This is a messenger RNA of Photinus pyralis (common eastern firefly), 1959 nucleotides long. RefSeq names its product integrator complex subunit 8-like. Gene Ontology annotation, cellular component: integrator complex. Gene Ontology annotation, molecular function: protein binding. The record is from RefSeq and is a predicted model, not a curated record. NCBI's taxonomy places the organism in Eukaryota, Metazoa, Arthropoda, Insecta, Coleoptera, Lampyridae. Gene Ontology annotation, biological process: snRNA 3'-end processing.
GGUAUUUUAAACAUUCUCCAAAAAGACAAUUUGUACAAAGAAAUUUCUCUGCCCUGUCGGAAAAACUUAGAACUUGACGUCGCAGGAGCUACAUCGAGCGGAAAAUUUACUGUUGCUCGCGAUUUGUUACCAAAAAUUCAAGCACUCAAUGCUGUUCGUUGCAUCCUGGAUAGGUCGUGUUCAUUCCAUUACGAAAUCAACAAUCGAAGCAUUGAGUCGUUUAUCUGGGCUGUUACUCACAUCAUGCAAAACGGAAGUGUGAAAGAUAAAGAAUCCAUCAAAUCUCACUUUCUUCAAUUGAGCUUAGAAGGUGAAUUUUUGAAUUCGCCGAAAUCUGUUAAAGAUUUCGUGUCGGACAUACUGCAGGAUGAUCUUAGCAAAGUGAACGGCGCACUGUCCACUGACAUUUCCAUACCUGCUUCAAAACAGAAACCAUCUUUAGAUUUCUCAGCUAAUCCCCGUUUGGAGUCAAGGCACAUAGAGCAACAAAUCAUCUCGUGUUAUAAUGUAACUGAAAUACAGCAAUUAGUUACGAAAGUUUCAACAAAGAGCAUGAGUAGAUCGAUGUGGAAAAUAAAUCCUUGUUGGGAGUUGCCAAUUCCCUUGCAAAGUGUUUUAGUUGCUAUGCCGAAAGGCUUUUUGCAAGACUAUAGUUUUAUAUUACUAGCCAAAUCGAAAGAAUUGAUGCUCAGUAAAAAUUGGAAUAUGUCACUAGUGUUACUUAAAAUUUUAAAAUCGGAAAUUCAAAACAGCUCCGGAGCAUUUAUAGCGAAGUUAAAUAGAUUAAUUUCGUGGGAGGCGCUACUAAUACAAAUCAAUCAAUUACUGGAAGAGUGGCCUGCACCUGCCAUCGACAAGAAGCUGCUAGCCGAGGAGUGUGAAACUUGCCUACAACCCGCGGAAUCCGUUUUGCCAAGAACGGAAAUAAUGGAACACUGCGCCCUGUGCCUAUUGAAUCUGGGCCAUUUCGAAUUUUUAUCGCUUUUCGAGAAGAGGUUGAGCUAUUUUGAGAUCGCCGCGACUAUCGCUAGCGCCUCCCAGGAUUUGACCAAAUUUAAGGGAAAUAAAAAACUUUCGAGGGAUUUGUGGGAUUUAGUUCUUCCCGUUUUCGGUACUGUACCUGCCCAAUCCAAACGGAAUAGUACGGGUAAUACAACUCUAAUGCAGAGAGAUUCUCCGAUUAAUAACACCAAAAAUACUAAGAGUGUGCUGUUGUCGUUUUUCUUGCGAUUGAGAGAUUCAACUGUGCUCACUGUUAUAAUAUCUAUGCUAUCAAAGUUACACAAUGUGCUGCGAGAUGAGUCCAGUCUAGAAUUAAAUAUGGAUUACAUCAUGUUGUGGCCAGCUGCUGUUAGCAAUGCCAAUUCGUAUAAUCCAAAAGUGGUAUUGGAAGUGUUGCAGGUAAUAUUAGAAAAAGCAUUGCAAUAUUAUCCCUUUAACAUAUCAUGGAUUAGGCUUAUGGGUGAUAUCAAUUUCGUAAAUGAACAUUACGAAGAGGCUUUGAACAACUAUUUAAAAUCGUUCAUUGUAUGCAGCGAUAAUUUUACUAUUCCAAUUAGAUAUGACGAUUUGGUAAUAAGGAGGAUGAUAAAAAGUUGCGGAAUGCUAGGUUGUUAUACUCAAGUUGGAAUAUUAUGUCAGUUUCUUGAGAACGUUGAUUAUACACUGGCAUUUCAUAGUUUGGGUCUGGUGGAGCAAAAAUUAAGCGGCGACGCCUUGGACGCGUAUUAUCAUUGCAUUUGGAACAACAGUAUUUUAGAGUAUUUAGUUCAUAUUCAUAACAAAAGGGGAGAGUUUCGACAAAGAAAGCGAGCCACUCAAGUUACGGGUUUGUUAGAGCUGAAUUCUAAUAAUAAUGAAGAAAUACGACAUGAAGCUAGUAAUUUAAGGAAAAAUAUUUUUCUACGUGCUCUUUGUAAACUCUAUGUGCAUUGAAAAUAAAAUAGUAGAAGAAUUGUC